Molecule: messenger RNA, 930 nt
Organism: Penaeus monodon (black tiger shrimp)
Lineage: Eukaryota; Metazoa; Arthropoda; Malacostraca; Decapoda; Penaeidae
Product: craniofacial development protein 2-like
Exons: 2
Coding region: 1-930 (309 amino acids)
Biological process (GO): chromatin remodeling
Cellular component (GO): nucleus
Molecular function (GO): catalytic activity
Source: RefSeq, a predicted model, not a curated record
AUGGUGAUUCUAGAUCUGAGUAGAUCAACAUAUCCUCCAUUAUCUAAUGGAGAUCGGCACCACCAUUCGAAAAUUGCCGGAGAAUCACCCAUGACAAUGACAACCAAACCCAUUUCCAUACUGGAUCGGUCGGGGCCCAGGAUAAAAACGGCCGCACCGUCACUUGAUGCUCACAGGGGUGGCGGUGUUAAGUGGACUACUGAUGGGCAAACUGAGAAAGAACAACAAAUGGCGAAAAAGAACAUAUGCAUUGGCACUUGGAACGUAAGAUCACUAAAAGAUGAGGGAAAACUAGAAGUGUUGGUAAAUGAGAUCUCUACCAUCUCUUGGAAUGUUGUGGGAGUUUCAGAACUUAGAUGGACUGGCAUUGGAGAAACGAGCACAGAUGAUGGACACAAUUUGUGGUACAGCGGUGCCGAGAAAAAACAUGUAAGAGGCGUAGGAGUGCUGGUUGAAAAAGAGACAGCAAAGUCAGUGAUCGAAUAUACACCUGUAUCUGACAGAAUAAUUGCAAUUAGACUAAAAGGAAAGCCCCGCAAUAUGACAAUCAUUCAGAUAUAUGCACCAUCAUCAGACAGCGAGGACGAAGAGAUUGAACGGUUCUACCAAGAUCUAGAGCAAACGACCAAAGAGAAAGAUAUUCUUGUAAUACAAGGGGAUUGGAAUGCUAAGAUCGGAUAUAAGGAAAGCACUGGAUGGGAAAGAACUAUUGGAGAUUUUGGAGUAGGAACAAGAAAUGAAAGAGGUAUAAUGCUACUAGAAUUUGCCAAAAGACAUCACUUAGUUGUGGCUAAUACUCUCCAUAAUCAUAAACUAUCGAGAAGAACAACGUGGCAUUCACCAGAUGGAGUCACACAUAAUCAAAUAGAUUAUAUUCUUGUGGACAGAAGAUUCCAAACUGGAAUAAACAGACCCAAAACGAGAACUUAA